Molecule: messenger RNA, 3345 nt
Organism: Tetrahymena thermophila SB210
Lineage: Eukaryota; Ciliophora; Oligohymenophorea; Hymenostomatida; Tetrahymenidae
Product: tesmin TSO1-like CXC domain protein
Exons: 3
Biological process (GO): regulation of DNA-templated transcription
Cellular component (GO): nucleus
Source: RefSeq, a predicted model, not a curated record
AUGAGUAUUUAACCAAAUUAAUUUACUUCAGGGCUUGAAAGGCAAAUAGAUUUAUAAAAUUUGAGCUUUUAAAGCAAUGCAUAAGGAAACAACAAUUCAAUUAAUGGUAAUGGAAAUGUAAACUAAAGCUUCAAUUUUUUCUAGAAUAGGAUGUCUGCAUAGUCUAAUGGAAAGAUGUCAAUUGACAGUGUAGGGUACAAUCCAAACCUAUUAGCAGCUUUAUCUGGAAUAGGUGGUGCAGAUGCAUUGAAUAAUAUAUCGCCUGAUAAAUCUUAGAAUUCUAUAAGAGACCCUUACAGAAAUAAUAGUCUAUUUCCUUCUUAAAUAGAAAGAAAAACUAUAGAUGGAAUGUCAAAUAUUGAAAAUAGGUUAUCAGAAUAUUAGGACCAACUUUUCGAUUUUUAACAAUAAAACCAGAGAUGCUCUUUAGAGGACACAUUAUAAAUGACAGCUAAUAGAAAUAGCUAAUUUUAGAAUAGUUCUUAUCUAAGUAAUAACAUAUACCAGUCAAACAGAAAUAAUAAUAAUAACAUUUUUGGUAGAUAUUAAAGUUAAGUACCUUGCCUUAAUUCUAUGUACAAUAAUAUGUAUACAGAUGAUAAGUCAAUUCUUCAGAGCACAGCUCCUAAUUAAUUAAUGCCCUAAUCCUACAGAAUUAAUACUAAUCAGUUUGGUUUUAGUAAUCCAUAGUACAUUUCCACUUAAACAGUUGCAUCUUCUCAGAUGUAAUCUAUUAUUGGAGAAACUGCUUUAGCAGAUAAUGUCUCUAUGGGAACUUAAAAUAACUCUGCAAGUGCUAUGAGCCUUGAGGUACAAAAUUUUGAAAAAGCUCUUCUAGAUUAACUUGAGCAACCAAAUAGAGUUCCUGGAGAUAUUGCUGAGUAAUUUGCUAUUACAAGCAGCACCAAUCAAGUAACUUAUCCUAGUUCAGUUGGUGGAUAAAAUCCAAAUUUUUAUAACCUAAAUGCUGCAGGUCAAAAUGUGGCCUAAAGUUAAAUUCGUUACGCUAGUGGACUUAGUGCUGGAAACUCUGGCGUUCCACUCAUUUCUGUUGCUUAGUCUUAAGCUAACUUAAUAAAUAUACUAAAUUAAACAGCAAAAGCUAAUAUUGCAACAGAUUAAACUAAUAUCUUUAGCAGUAGUGAUGCUUAAACAUUGAAAUUAUUGCAACAACAAUAAUAAUAGUAAUAGCUAUAGCGUUAAAUUCUUUUGUCCUCUGGUUCAGGAAUGAUUGAUAUUGGAAUGACAUUUGGAAACUUAAAUCAAUAAAAACUUUUUUAACAAUAAUUUAAUGGAUAAUAACCUGGAUCAGUAUCUACAGCAGCAUCUGUAGGAAUGGGAUUUAGUUCCUUACCUGCAGAUAUAAAUAUGUUUGAGACUAUGGCAGCAGUAAAUGUAAAAACUGAAAAUGUUGGUGAAAAUGAAGGUAAUGAUUCAGAUAAGACUGAAAAAGGAGGAUAAAAGGAGGAAAAAGAAUAAAAGCGAUAAAUUGGUAAUACUUCUUAUCCAAGCAUAACUAGAGGAGCAGCUUUCUCAACUAAGCAAGAAGUUUAUUCUGAUGAUAUCUUUAAUUCUCUUUUAAAUCUAGAGGAAAGCUAAGACCGUUAGAUGAGUAUUACAAAUGAUAAUAUUAAUAAAUUUUAAGAAAAAAUGAGCUUAGCUAGUAAUAUUGGAAUAAAUAGGAGUCUAAAUAUUAACAGAGAUACAAAAAAAGAAAAUGAAAGCUUAAAUUUUAAUGAGAUUAAAUAAGAGAAAGAUAGUAUAGGAGGACUAAGUGAUUUAGGAAGUGCUAUUAAUUUCUAAAACAACAAUAAUAUCUUAAAUAUCAGCGGAUUUAAUAGUGGAGGAAACUUAAGUAUUUAGCGUGGAAGUAACUUAGCUAACUUUAAAAAUAACAACCGUACAACUUUGAUCAGCCGUCUAUCAAAUGGCACUAGAAAUUCAGAUUUAAAUAGAAUAAGUUUCCCAACAUUUGAUUACGAUUAGAAAUAAUUUUUAGAAAGUAAUGGCAUAGCUAUUAGAGAUUAGCAUGGAAAUUAUAUAAUUGGACAAAGUAAUAGAAGCUCUGCCAUGAAUAGUGAAUCAGUGAUGUAAGAUGAAGAGAAUGAGAAAAAAAAGAAGGCUGAAGAAAUAAUUGCUUGUAACUGUGGUAAAACUAAAUGCUUAAAGCUUUAUUGUGUUUGCUUCUAGCAAGGUCUUAUGUGUUCAGAUUAAUGUCGUUGUACAGAUUGUUAUAAUAAAAUAGCUUAUCUGGAAGAGCGUGAGCGUGCAAUAAAAGCAAUAAAGUAACGUUACCCCGAUGCUUUUGAAAAGAAGGUAAAUUUCCUCCCUGAACUAGCAAGAAAAAUAGAGGAUGCUGAAAGACUUGAUGCAGAUUUAGAGCUAUAAAAUUAACUUUUAGCACAUAAAAAAGGUUGUAAUUGCAAAAAAUCUGCAUGUAAAAAGAAAUAUUGUGAGUGUUUUCUGGCUGGUGUCAAAUGUACUUAUUUGUGUAGGUGCGAAUAGUGCCAAAAUGGUAAAAAUGAUGGGCCUGAAAAUUAAGGUCAGCAUAUAAAUAUUGAAGGUCAGAAUUUUGUAGAUCAAGAAAAUUACAAUAAAGGAAAUGUUGUUAGUAUUAAAACACAAAAUAAUACAUUUGGAAAUAUCAAGCUAGAAGUAUUUCGUCCAAUUCAUUAGUAAUAAUUUAUUACUAAAAUUGAAAGAAAUAGCAAUCAGUUACAUGAAAAUGGUGAAAAUCAAGAAGAUAACCGUAUUAUAAAUAUGGAAAACGAUAAUUUUAAUGGAGAGAAGCUAAACCAUUCUCGCUUUACUUAUUCUGAAUUAGAAAACCAUUACACAUAAAGAAAAAAAUAGAAAAAUAACAAUGAAGAUUUAUUUGAUUCAAUGAGCUAAGAAAAGUUAUAAGCUGAAUAGUUUGAUUAGGUAUUCAAUUAAGAAAACUUACAAAACUAAGAUGGUAUUGAUAAUAACAAUAAUAAUUAAAAUAACAGCUAAAGAUAAAGCACAUUGACGGAUGAUGAUAUAUAAAAAAUGAGAGCCUAGUAAGAGCAAAGCUUCCAUGAGCAUUAAUAAUAAUAAUAACAGAUAUAAUAUAUGAAAUAAUAAUAACAUAUGAAUGGUGAAAACAACAACAACAACAAUAAUAAUUUUAAUGAUUUCUAAAAUAAUAAAACUGAAUAACAUGAUUUAAAAAUAGAAAAUAGCUUACAAGAAAAUAAUGGUUUUGAUUUUAAUUCUUAUAACUAAAGUAAUAACCAAGAAAAUGUAAUUGCUUCAAGAAAGAAUAUGUAAUUCAUAAAUAUGAAAAGAGGAGCAACAGAUGAUAAUGAAUUUAUGGCAAAUUGA